Molecule: messenger RNA, 2782 nt
Organism: Onychostoma macrolepis
Lineage: Eukaryota; Metazoa; Chordata; Actinopteri; Cypriniformes; Cyprinidae
Product: endoplasmic reticulum resident protein 27
Exons: 8
Coding region: 1997-2764 (255 amino acids)
Biological process (GO): response to endoplasmic reticulum stress; protein folding
Cellular component (GO): endoplasmic reticulum
Source: RefSeq, a predicted model, not a curated record
AUAUUUAUGCUAGAAAACGACAAAGUACUAAGAAAAUCAUUUUUUGCAGUGUGAUUCCCAUUCAUUGCUUCAGAUGUGUUGUGACUCGACGAGAUGUUCCUGAUCUCAGAUCAGUCUCUUCUCUGACGGUGUCCACGGAGUGAGUGUGUAGAUGAUCCACCGUUCGCAUCUGUUUUUAGAUCUGAGCUCCUUAAAAAACCCCGCCGCUGAUAUUCUGAUAAACACACACCUGAUCGCCUUGAUCCCACACAUACGGUUAUAGCUGAACCUGACUAAUUAAAGAAGAAUCAGCUCUAAUCCACAAUCCUGAUUGGCUGUCCUGACGGUCAUUUAGGGGAUUGUAUAGCCUAAUUAGCAGUCUGCUCAUUAACAUAUACUGGAAUGUUCUCGUGUGUGUGUAUUGAAACACAUCUGUCUCUGCAACGUGUUUUUCAAUAGGAUCUGUAUGCAGAACAGAUUUAGGUGCAGAAUGAGAGUUCGUCUUAUGCUGCUUUCACGUGCGAUCAGGAUUUCACAUCCCUCUUCUGAAGUCAGAAUUAUGAGUUUGCGGUGUUCAAACGCUUGGUUCGCAGAGGAUGGCAGGUUCAUUCUUGCCCGUUUCUUGGUGAAAUCUUAUUAAAGCCAAAAUGCAUUGAAGAUAUUUGGUCAAUUUUGAGUAAAUGUUGCGUCCCAUUCGUCGACCAUCUAGAUGCUGAAGUUUCAGUCACUGUUUUUGCUUUGUAUACACACAAUGCAUCAAAUGGCUGUUUGUAUCUGUGACUACGUGACUGUAAAGCAAUGUAUAAGUUGUAGGGAAAACAAACAGCGAUAGUUCUCUCAUUUGCCAUGUUUUAAAUUCAUGGCACGUCCAACUCAUUAGAUAUCAAAAUUAGUUUCCCGAUACUGAACAUGACUUAAGAGGCUGUUCAUGUCCAAUUUCCCACACUCUCAGAAAUAAAGGCACAAAAGCUGUCAUUGGGGCGGUACCUUUUCAAAAGGUACACUUUUGUAUCUAUUAGGUUCAAAUAUGUGCACUUUAAGUACUAAUAUGUACCUUUAAGGUACCAAAAUGCACCCUUUAGGUACAAACAUGUAACUUUUGAAAAGGUACCUUUAUUUCUGAGAGUGUAUAAUGAAACUCAUAUUUAUGAUAAUUCUGAUAGCAUCAUUGGACUUUUAUCUUGAUCUUUGUGACAAAUAUAGAAAUGGACAUCAAACCAAAGAUGAUGCUGUAACCUCUGACCUUUCCUCUGGGUUAAAUGUUGCCUAACUCUAUGAAAACAGUUGAUUUAAUCUCUGAGCUGAGCAUUAACUCUAUUUUAAUUCUUGAGUCUUUGGAUCCUGCGGUGAGAAGAGACUCUUAAUCUAUCCUGACGUGAACCGGUUUAACUGAAGGAGCUCAUACACGACCUUCCUGAGGUGACGGCAGAAGUUAUGUGAAGAUAAUUUCACAUCUUUAUCAUGUUAAUGAAUGAUGGAUGACAGAAGUGAUAUGAGCUGGAGAAAGUUCAUGUUCAGAUGUUCUUCUACUGAUAGACUGAACAAAACACACACCGCCUGUUUCAUGGGUUUAUAUCUGUUUUGGAUCAGCAUAAUAGCUUUUUGAGCACAUUUGCACAUUUUAUUCCAUGAUAAUUUGAUGCACAGCAUUAAACACAUCCAUGUUUUCGAUGAACUCCGAGUUACUGAUGCUCAAACUAAAUGAGCUAAUACUGUAUGCUCUACUGAACACGGUCUUCAUUUAGAAUGACAUGAUUUCACACAUUAUUAUAAUCCAUAAAAAAAGAAGCACUUCAUAAUCUGAGUAAAAAUAUGUGUGUUGAGUGACACGUAACCUCUCAGUGUUUGUCCGCACACCUGUCCGGUUCACACACGUCCACCAAUCAGCGGACGGACCCUCGGCGUACAAGAACACAGCCCCUGGGCUUCUGCUUCUCUUCUCAGCGUGUGUCCAUGUUUCGAGUCCGCGUGAUGUUUCUCGCUGUGUUCUGUUUGUUGGUUGUGUGUGUGACCGCAGAUGAUAAAGAUGACUAAAGAAAUAAUGACGAGCAUCUCUGCUCAUGGCUGUUGCAGAGAGAACGGAUCCGUCCUCAGACUGAAGGAUGUUCCUGCGGCCGAAGCCUUCAUCGACUCCGUAGAAGUGGCUGUAAUCGGCUUCUUUGAGACUGAAGCUGCUCGCGGAUAUAAAGAGUUUAUGGCUGCUGUUAAACAGAUGGACAAACUUCCUGUUGCUCUGUGCAGUGAAAAGGAAGUUUGGGCCAAAUAUGGCAUCGCCUCCGACACCAUCUCCAUCUUCAGAAAGGCUGAUCUUCAUCAGGAACACCUGAAGCUCUCAGAGGCCAAGAAGAUUGAUGGCGAUGGACUCGUACGCUUCAUGACCAUCAAUAACAUUCUUUACGUCACAGAAUAUAAUCAAGCGACUGCAGCAGGCCUGUUCCAGUCUGUGGUGAAGACGCACCUGCUGCUGGUGGCUGAUAGAGGGCGCACUCACUCGGACCCGCUGCAGCAGGUUUUCAGAGACCUCGCGCCAAAAUACGCUGGCAAGAUGUUGUUUGUGCUGGUGAACGGAAGCGAGAAGUCAAACGCCCGCGUGCUGGAAUACUUCGGCCUGAAGUCACGUGAUCUGCCACGGAUUGGCAUUUACGAUGGCGUCUUAGACAAGAAGUGGCUCAUGCCGGCGGGAGAAAUCACUACUGAGCGCGUGCAGGACUUCUGUGACUCCUUCCUGGAUGGAGAACUGCAGAAGCAGAAAGAGGAGACACCCGAAGACAAGACUGAACUAUAACACCAUCCUCUUCCUCAU